AUGGCAAGAGAAGGGAGUUCCAGCAGACAACAAAAAUGGACUCUCCAGGGAAUGACAGCACUUGUUACUGGUGGAACUAGAGGAAUUGGAUAUGCCAUAGUGGAGGAGCUAGCGGGAUUUGGCGCCAAAGUAUAUACAUGUUCAAGAAACGAGACAGAACUGAAUGAAAGGCUAAAAGAAUGGGAAGAGAAAGGGUUUAAAGUAAGUGGUUCAGUGUGUGACUUGUCAUCAAGAACUCAGAGAGAAGAACUAAUGAAGACAGUCUCUUCAAUCUUUGAUGGCAAGCUGAACAUCCUAGUAAAUAAUGCUGCGAUAAGUCUAAUGAAGCGAGCUAAAGACCAUACUCAUGAAGAUUAUGCACGUGUAAUGGAAACAAAUAUCGAGUCCCCUUAUCAUAUCUGCCAACUCGCGUACCCAUUAAUGAAAGAAUCAGGAGUUGGAAAUAUAGUGUUCAUUUCAUCUGUUGCUGGUGGAAUGGCACUGCCUGCACUUUCUGUUUAUGCAGCAUCCAAAGGUGCCAUAAAUCAACUAACGAAAAAUUUGGCUUGCGAAUGGGCUAAGGACAAUAUUCGUACCAAUACUGUUGCGCCAUGGGGUGUCAAGACUACAAUCAUGAAACACGAGGAUAUCGAACCAUCUGUUUUGGAAAUGUUUGUCCCUCUAAUGGCUAGGACUCCACUAGGGCGAUUAGCAGAACCCGAUGAGAUAUCUUCUUUGGUGGCAUUUCUUUGUCUUCCGGUUGCUUCGUAUAUUACGGGGCAAGUCAUUUAUGUCGAUGGAGGAUAUACAGCGGGUGGGGUCUAA
Fraxinus pennsylvanica is the source of this 804-nucleotide messenger RNA. Lineage: Eukaryota; Viridiplantae; Streptophyta; Magnoliopsida; Lamiales; Oleaceae. The record is from the annotation of a GenBank genome assembly.